This is a messenger RNA of Kuraishia capsulata CBS 1993, 1077 nucleotides long. RefSeq lists its product as uncharacterized. The transcript has a single exon. The record is from RefSeq and is a predicted model, not a curated record. Gene Ontology annotation, molecular function: oxidoreductase activity, acting on the CH-CH group of donors, NAD or NADP as acceptor. Lineage: Eukaryota; Fungi; Ascomycota; Pichiomycetes; Pichiales; Pichiaceae. Bases 1 to 1077 code for a protein of 358 amino acids.
AUGUCUUUGCCAACUUCUACCAAAAGAGCUUAUCUCGCUGUUGCCCCAGUUAAGGAGACGAACCUUGAUUCGGCCUCUCCUGACUCCACCUUCAAGGUGGAGACCGUCCCAAUUGACUUGGUGAACUUGAAAGAGGGCCAGAUUGGUGUGAAAUCGCUUUUUUUCUCCAAUGAUCCUACUCAAAGAGGCUUCAUUCAAAAGGGAUUGAAGCCCGAGGAUACAUAUGCGAUUCCGAUUCGUGAGGGUCAGACCAUGAGCACUUAUGGUCUUUUUGAGGUGGUGAGCUCGAAAUCGGACAAAUUCCAGGUUGGUGAAUUGGUCUAUGGAAACGCAUUCUGGUCGGAAUACUCGGUUAUUUCGGAGGCUUCUGUCUUCAACAAGGUUGACCCAAACGCGGGUUUACCUCUGCAUUACUUCAUGGAUAUCGUUGGUCUGACCGGUCUCACCGCAUACUUCGGCUUGCUCAAGGUCGGUAAGAUCACCUCUGAGGACACCGUCGUAAUUUCAGCUGCCAGUGGUGCCACUGGUUCUAACGCAGUUCAGUUUGCGAAAAAGAUUUUCGGUGCCAAGAAGGUGGUUGGUAUCACUGGUACUGACGAAAAAGCCAGGGCUGUUGAGGCUUUGGGAGCCGAUGUUGGUCUCAACUACAACGACAAGGACUUUGCGGAGAAACUGGCAGCUGCCACCGACAAAAAGAUCGAUCUGUACUACGACAAUGUCGGAGGAUCCAUCUUGAAUACCGUAUUGCGCUCCAUGAGCAUGUGGGGAAGAGUCGUUGCCUGUGGCUCCAUCGCUGCCUACAACGAUACAUCUGCCAACGUUUUUUCCAACUGGGGUGCUGUAACUGUCAAGAGAUUGACAGUUACGGGGUUCAUUGUCAUUGACUUCAAGGAGAACUUUGGUGAAGCUAUUCAGGCUAUUAUUGGUGGCUUGAAGGCAGGUACCAUCAAGUAUGAGCAUGGAAAGCCAAUCGAUCUCGUUGGACAUUUCGAGAAGGUACCAGAGACCUGGGGAUUGCUGUUUGACAGCAGCAAGAAGCCAUUUGGAAAGCUGAUCUCGAAGAUCGCUGAACUCUAG